UGGGAAGUUUAAUCAAGAAAGACGAGAAACGAUGACCCAGUUACAGAGAUUGGGACGAGUAGAGGGAAAUGUUAAAUGUAGCCUAUUUUAGAAUGUGCAGAGAAACAAAAAGGCAGGAAAUAUUUAUUAGGUUUUUUAAAAGAAACUGGACUGGACAAGAGAAUGUAGUGUAAAGGGAAUUUAGUACAGUAGGUGGCAGUAAUGCAACUAAUCGGAUGCCAGCUGCCGUAAAACCUCAAAGGAGAAGGUGGGAACUGUUAUGUGGCCGCUGGCAGGCGGAACUGAACUAGAACAGAACUUGUUCCCCUGAUCAGUCGGGCAUGUUUUUCCAGCGCACAGUAAACAGACUCCAGCAUGGACGAGGGAGCGCAGCGAAUACUGGAGCAUUUGACGGAGGUAGAAGUGGCUGCAGAAGACGUUCUUAGUGACAAACAGCAGAUCGUGGAUCUGGAUUUGCGGAGAAACAGAAACCGAGAAGCACUCAGCGCUUUACGAAACAAUUCCCCGAACGAUAAUGUGAAGGUGUGUUUUGGAAAUAUGUUCAUCAAAUUCCCUCAAGAGAGUACCAGAUCCAUGAUCCUUAAAGACCAUGAGCAGCUUGACAAGGAAAUAACUGACCUCCGCAAACGACUAAAAGCAAAAGUAAAUCGUCUCAAUGACUUGCAAGGUAAGCCUGAACUCAGAGGAUACAACCUUUCUCCUCUGAGCAGUGAUGAGAUUAAAGCAAUUAACAGCCUCCUUAAGAAAUAAUAUCCACUAGCUUCUCGGACUGUCUUGAACCUGAGGGUAACGUUUGGACUGGACUGUUACCUGUGCGUCGGAGCACUGAAGUGUCUGCAAACCGCCUGUGACUUUACUAACUCAGCAGAAGAACUUUUUUCAGUUGACUUUUGGUGACUAGCUCACACAAUGUGUCUUUUCAUCAUUCAGUGCUUUUACAUGGCGUUUGUUUAAAAGUCUUGCCUGCGUUUUGUGGCGUGAGAAACACAAUUGUUGAAGAGAGUAAGCCAAAAAUAAUGCUAAGAUGCUUGGGUGGGUAUUACCACAAUAUGUAGCCUGUAUGUUGUUACUUUCACAGGUUCUGUUAUUAAUGGCAAGCAAACAAAAUUGUUGAACUUUCUAAUUCAAUGAAGUGUCUCUGAAAACUCAUUUCUG
Molecule: messenger RNA, 1155 nt
Organism: Sinocyclocheilus rhinocerous
Lineage: Eukaryota; Metazoa; Chordata; Actinopteri; Cypriniformes; Cyprinidae
Gene: pdrg1
Product: p53 and DNA-damage regulated 1
Exons: 5
Coding region: 355-750 (131 amino acids)
Biological process (GO): protein folding
Cellular component (GO): prefoldin complex
Source: RefSeq, a predicted model, not a curated record